UGACCUUCAAGUGCUCGCGACCCCCACAGUGGACGAUACCCUAGGAGCGUUGACUUAUUAACGUGCCUCGUAUGUCUGUGUUCACGUUUCUAUCUCGUUCCCUUCCCCCGUUAAUAAACAUACCUGGAGUAACAUCUACUCUUUGUAUCAGCCAAAAGCUUCUGCGGUUGUAUGGUCUCAUCUUUUCUGACUCCACCGGUGUGUAUGCUUUUGGACCGGAAGUACUGCGAUCUCUGCGAAAGCUGGAAAGUUUAGUUGACAAUAACAUGUUACAGCUAGGAGCUCAGCGUGUUUUGCUCCCAACGUUAGGUCCGAGACACAUCUGGGAAAAGUCUGGUCGAUGGUCUACCAUGCAGAGUAGCUUAUUCAGAGUCAAAGACAGAUUAUCUCAUGAGUAUUGUUUACAGCCAACCCAUGAAGAAUGUAUAACCAAUUUCAUUGCCUGUCUAAAUUUGUCGUAUAAGUCCCUCCCUGUUUUGAUGUAUCAGAUAACCAGCAAAUUUCGAGAUGAACCCCACCCAAAACAUGGUCUAGUCAGGGGACGUGAGUUUGUAAUGCAAGACCUUUACACAUUUGAUGCUUCUGCCGAGACAGCUGAGGAAACGUAUAGACGUGUGAAGACUGCGUAUUCUGACUUGUUGGUUAACCUUGGGUUACCGUACCUAGUUGCAUCUGCAGAUCCAGGAAAUGUUGGUGGUCUCAUUUCAGAGGAAUUUCACGUUCAAGCUGAUGUAGGAGAAGACCGAAUAUUAGUGUGUUCAAAAUGCUCCCUGAAAUUCAAUUCAGAACUUAAAGUUGCCAGCUCAUUGUGUUCUUUACAAUCUUGCCCAAAAGUAUUCAAUGAAGUUCAAGGUAUAGAAGUCGCCCACUGUUUCCUAUUGGGUGAACGAUAUUCAAAGUGUUUUGAUGCCACUUAUCAAUCCCCUUCAGGCUCAAAACUUAUGUUCAUGGGGUGCUAUGGUCUUGGAAUAUCACGUUUACUUGCCGUUUGCAUCGAACACUUGACAAGAGUUGCAUUUCCUGACAAAUCUAAAGAUCAGAUCACACAGCUUCGAUGGCCUGUCCGAAUCGCACCAUACAGCGGAUCAAUAGUUCUACAGAAGGUAGUUGGUUUAUACUUUGAGUAAUAUGGGAACUUUUAAAUAUGGAUUCUAACGACUAAGAAGUUCAGUUCUCGUAAUUUUGUUGUAUUACUACUACUACUACUACAUGUUUUUGUAAUAAGCUGGUCACAAAGCAAGUAUGUCUUCUGUACACACCUAUUAAAAUGAUGUCAACACCUGAUUACGCAGAAACGGCCAAGGACAGUGUGAAUCCAGAUGAGCUGAAAUAUAUCCUCGAUACCAUUCAAAGUGAUUCCAUCAACUUCAAGUUACUUGGUGACAUUUUAGUGGAUGAUCGCAAAGAAUUAAGCUUGGGUAGAAAAAUUCUGGAUCAAAGCCGCUUGGGAAUACCCUGGAUACUUAUUGUAAAGAGUCAGAAAGAUGGUACAUAUGAAUUGAUUGAUGUUUAUAAAGACAGAUCAUGUGUAGCUACUCUAGAACAAGCCAGGUCUGCAUUCAGUAACCCUGCAGUAUUUGAUGCAUCAUCUCUACCUUCAUGGGAUCACCGACAGAAUGAGCGCAAUUUAAAUGGAAACAAACUCAUUUAACUUGGUAAGCGCAUACAAAACAAGUAAUUUAAAGUUAAGAACUGUAAUAUAAUUUUAAACUAAAGAAAUAUGUACAAUAAAACUUGUUUGAUAAUCC
Messenger RNA from Schistosoma intercalatum, 1748 nucleotides. Lineage: Eukaryota; Metazoa; Platyhelminthes; Trematoda; Strigeidida; Schistosomatidae. The record is from the annotation of a GenBank genome assembly.